Molecule: messenger RNA, 891 nt
Organism: Schistosoma turkestanicum
Lineage: Eukaryota; Metazoa; Platyhelminthes; Trematoda; Strigeidida; Schistosomatidae
Source: the annotation of a GenBank genome assembly
AUGUCAGGUGGCAAUGGAGUCUCUGGUGUUCAACAUAAUAAUUUAAUUGGACGUUUAAAGUCUGAUUAUGUCAAUACUGCUAUGUACUUCGCUCGUUUGGGAACACUGUUUAGCUGUUUCGUCUUCUUCUUUGAACCACUUCUCUCUCGUUUGCGCCCGACAGAUCUGGAGGUUUGGUAUCGAAGAGCAUUACUAGCAAGCGCGGCGACUUCAGCUCUACGUUUGCAUCAGCGAAUAAAAAGUUUGAAUACGGGGUUCUCUCGAGAAGUUUUAGAGGUCUUCGUCGCUGAGGAUUCUUCUCAUUACUUACUUUUUUCCAUUAUGUUUGCAGUAUUACCACCAGUCACAGUUUCUUUAGUGCCGGUCUUCCUAUUCGCCCUCCUACACGUGGCCAGCUUCACAAAUGUUCUUUUGAGUACUUCCUUUUCUCAGAAUAGUGGCGGAAUGAAUGAUGGUUCUAAUGCCGCAGUUAGUUCGUCAAGUGCAUCAUAUAUCCAUCAGAUACUACAAAAAUUGGUUGAUAAAGUAAAGGCUCAUGAUCAAAAUAUUUUACGUAUAAUUGCUCUAAAUGAAAUCAUGCUGAUGGUGAUCUGCAUAUUUAUGGCUCUUUCUGGACCCAGAAUUUUUGUCCUUCCCUUUGUUUACUACCCAUUCUUAAAAAUGCGUUAUAAUUCCAGACGUAAUCCUUAUACUCGUAACGCAUUUUUGGAACUGCGUAUAGCACUUCAGAAUGUAGCUUAUCAUUCAAAAUGUCCAGCACUUAUUUCUCGUAUUAUUUACGGUCUCAUAAAUAUUUUUUGUUUUCUAUUGAUAAUCUAUCAUUUGUUACUGGAGCGUCUUGGUUAUUCAGUAUUAACAUCGAUCGGUCAACGUUCAAAAAUAUUGACAUGA